AUGUUGUUCACUUCAGUCCUCCGGGCUCUCCCCGCUGCCCUCUUGCUCUCCGGCUCCCAAGCUACACCCCUUGAGGGCCGCCAGACUACCAUCGAUGCUUUCAUCAAGUCCCAGUCGACAGUCUCGAUCAAUGGCGUGCUUGCCAACAUUGGUGGAGGCGGUAGCAAAGCACCUGGUGUUCCGGUUGGUAUCGUAGUCGCGAGCCCCUCGCGGACCAACCCUGACUACUGGUACACUUGGACACGUGACGCCGCCCUCACUUACAAGGCGCUCGUCGAACGCUUCAUUGCUGGCGACACAUCACUUCGUCAGAAGCUUGAUGAUUACGUCUCGGCUCAGGCCUACCUCCAGGGUGUCUCCAAUCCGUCUGGAGGCCCAGACUCAGGCGGUCUUGGCGAACCCAAGUUCAACGUAGACCGCACCGCAUUCACUGGUGCUUGGGGACGUCCCCAGCGUGACGGACCACCUCUGCGUGCCACAGCACUUACCAUCUACGCGAACUGGCUGAUCGACAACGGCGGAAGGACACAGGCUCUCAACACCGUCUGGCCGGUCAUCGCAAAGGACCUUGCUUACACUGUCCGCUACUGGAACCAGACCGGGUUUGAUCUUUGGGAGGAGGUCAAUGGUUCUUCGUACUUCACCCUUGCUGCGUCUCACCGCGCGCUCGUCGAAGGUGCAGCCCUGGCCACCAGGCUGGGACAAACCUGCAGUGGCUGUGCAGCUGCCGCACCCCAGGUACUCUGCUUUGCUCAGAGCUUCUGGACUGGUAGCUACAUCGACUCUAACAUCAACGUAAACGACGGUCGCACUGGAAAGGACGCAAAUUCUAUCCUCUCUUCCAUCCACACAUUCGACCCCAAUGCCAAGUGCACCGACGCCACUUUCCAACCCUGCUCCGCCCGAGCCCUUGCCAACCAUAAGUCUGUCACCGACUCCUUCCGUUCAGUAUACGCUAUCAACAGGGGCAUUGCUCAGGGCAGGGCCGUUGCUGUUGGAAGAUACUCUGAGGAUGUAUACUACAAUGGUAACCCGUGGUAUCUCACUACUCUUGCGGCAGCUGAGCAGUUAUACUCUGCCCUAUACCAGUGGGAUAAGCAAGCUUCCAUCACCGUCAACUCGGUCUCGCUCGGUUUCUUCAGGGACCUUGUGCCUUCAAUUGCUGCUGGUACAUACGCCAAGGGCUCGGCGACUUACACAACAAUCACGUCUGCCGUCAAGACUUACGCCGAUGGCUACAUCGCCAUCGUUCAGAAAUACACACCCUCCAACGGCGGUCUCGCCGAGCAGUUCGACAAGAACAAUGGCGCUCCUCUGUCAGCAGUUGACCUUACCUGGUCCUACGCCGCCUUUCUCACCGCUGUCGAGCGCCGUGCUGGCGUCGUCAGCCCGACUUGGGGCGAGCCUUCCAACAAUGUGCCCCCUACGUCUUGCACUGGUACACCCGCCUGUAACGCGAAGGUCACAUUCAACGUCCGUGCAACUACCACUUUCGGUGAUAACAUCUUCGUCACUGGUCAGCUCACUGAGCUCGGUAACUGGAGCCCGAACAGCGCGAGAGCACUCAGUGCUAGCAAGUACACCAGCAGCGAUCCACUCUGGACUGCUGAUAUCGACCUGCCUGCCUCGACAGUGUUCGAGUACAAGUAUAUCCGCAAGACGUCAGCCGGUGCAGUGGUGUGGGAGAGCGAUCCGAACAGGAGGUUUACCACUUCGGCUGGAUGUGGUAGCAGCAUCACAGUCAGCGAUACCUGGAGGUAA
This is a messenger RNA of Boeremia exigua, 1761 nucleotides long. RefSeq names its product glucoamylase/glucan 1,4-alpha-glucosidase-like protein. The transcript has 2 exons. Gene Ontology annotation, cellular component: fungal-type vacuole. Gene Ontology annotation, biological process: polysaccharide catabolic process. Gene Ontology annotation, molecular function: starch binding; glucan 1,4-alpha-glucosidase activity. The record is from RefSeq and is a predicted model, not a curated record. The coding region runs from base 1 to 1761 and encodes 586 amino acids. Lineage: Eukaryota; Fungi; Ascomycota; Dothideomycetes; Pleosporales; Didymellaceae.